This is a messenger RNA of Acomys russatus (golden spiny mouse), 490 nucleotides long. Its product is annotated as 60S ribosomal protein L26-like. Gene Ontology annotation, biological process: ribosomal large subunit biogenesis; cytoplasmic translation. The transcript has a single exon. Gene Ontology annotation, cellular component: cytosolic large ribosomal subunit; ribosome. The coding region runs from base 9 to 449 and encodes 146 amino acids. Gene Ontology annotation, molecular function: structural constituent of ribosome; RNA binding. The record is from RefSeq and is a predicted model, not a curated record. NCBI's taxonomy places the organism in Eukaryota, Metazoa, Chordata, Mammalia, Rodentia, Muridae.
CCGCCGAAAUGAAGUUCAACCCUUUCGUGACUUCUGACCGGAGCAAGAACCGCAAACGCCAUUUCAAUGCCCCCUCUCACAUUCGGAGGAAGAUCAUGUCUUCCCCCCUUUCCAAGGAGCUGAGGCAGAAGUACAACGUGCGGUCCAUGCCCAUCCAGAAGGACGACGACGAGGUGCAGGUUGUCCGAGGACACUACAAAGGCCAGCAGAUUGGCAAAGUGGUCCAGGUAUACAGGAAAAAAUACGUCAUCUACAUUGAACGAGUGCAGCGAGAAAAGGCUAACGGCACAACUGUCCACGUGGGCAUCCACCCCAGCAAGGUGGUCAUCACCAGGCUAAAGCUGGACAAAGACCGGAAGAAGAUCCUGGAAAGGAAAGCCAAGUCCCGACAAGUAGGAAAGGAGAAGGGCAAAUACAAGGAAGAAACGAUCGAGAAGAUGCAGGAGUAGAGGCCUCUCACGCACAGCUCUCAUUAAAGACUGCUUAAGUA